This is a messenger RNA of Acanthocheilonema viteae, 4809 nucleotides long. The record is from the annotation of a GenBank genome assembly. NCBI's taxonomy places the organism in Eukaryota, Metazoa, Nematoda, Chromadorea, Rhabditida, Onchocercidae.
AUGGUACAGCCGCAUUCGUUGAUACAGUUUUUAGACCAAGAACGAAAAUUGAAGAGUAUUACACACAUGCGGGGUUUUAUUGAAGAACAUGAGAAGAAUAUCCAUAUGUACGAAAAUGCCGAUGAUCCAGAACUUGAAACGAAAAUUCGUAAAACUGAUGAAGAUUGCAUAGUGGGUGGAUCCAUGUCGACUAAAAAGGAUGCUUUCUUACUAGCAUACACGCUUGGGAAGUUGGUUGAAGAUUUGGAGAUUUUAGCCAGCGUUGAAUUUAGCGAUGAUAAGCAAAAGCCUAGAAUGGAACCACAUUGUAUAUAUAAUUUGCAAUUUAGUAUGUAUGCUUUCGAACAUCUUCCGUUCGUGCAGCAACGUGACAAACUCAAAGUUAUCCCCGAAGCCGUAUUCGAGAAGUUACUUCCACCAAAUUAUUCAACCGCUGAAUUUGGCAGUCAUGUUGCAAAAGCAUUAGAAAUGAAACCAACUAGUGAUUCAUUUUUGCGGUUAGCUGCUCUUUAUUGGCGGAUUAAAGGUGAUGCUCCAAAAGCUGUGGAAUGUUUUCGACGUGCUCUUCACUUUACAACAAAAGAAAUGCAAGCUCGUACUCAGUUUGAUUUUGGGAAUUUGAUGCAUCGUGCUGGGUAUCCCUCGGAUGCGAUCGUUCUUUAUCAGCUAGCAUUAUUGAAAAUCAAUGAUGCUGUGAUACAUGUGGCCCUCGCUGAUGCAUAUGCAUUGGUGCAAAACCGAUCGGAAGCUAUUAGACAGUAUGACAUUGCUUUUUCAUUAGAUUCAUCAAUGAAAAGCGCUCAAAUUAAGGCAGGGUCACUGAAAUGCGAUCAAAAAUUAAUCAGUGCAAUGGAAGAGCAACACAGAAAUUUGCUUGAUACAAUUAGAGAGAAAAACUUGUAUAAUGACAAGCUUGAAGCAAUAAAAAAGAUGGAAGAAAAUGUGAAGCGAAAUGUUGUAGACCUCGAAGAAAAAGUGCAGUCUGCUCUGAUUUAUGAUUAUUUCACAUAUGGUAGUCUACCCUAUUCAAGCUGCCGUUCAGUACCUAUUGCGAAUCGUUUAGUAAUGCAGUGCAGCGUAAGCGAUUGGCGAAAUUAUCGAGCUGCUCGCGAAGAAAAGCACCGCAAACUUAUUGCAAAUGUUAAGCGAAAUGCAGCAAAAAACACACCAAAAUACAGUGCUCGAAGCGUUGUGGAAAAUUUGAAUGAUUCUCGUGAAUUGACAGUAUUUCUAGAGAAACUGGAACUCAUGAAAGAAAUGAAUAUGGAUGAGCCAAUUGGCAAGCCAAUUUAUCCACGAAAGAUAUUACCAUCAACCAAUGAACUUAUAGAGCAUUAUUUGGACAGCAGUUGGCCAAACAAAACAUUGUGUGAAAACAGUUAUUGGCGUUCUCCGCUUAUAUCGGCAGAGCAUCUCCCCCAACUUUUCUUAAGCCCGGACAAUAAAGGAUUCAGGUCAUUCGAUUUACUUGGGAAAUAUCUUGGUUUGAACGAUGGUGAAGAACAUCCAUUUCCAUGGCAUCCGCCUUUUUGUGGCAUUUACAUAUCCGAGGAACCACUGCAAGCUGUACUUAAACUGCCUGGUAUUCGUGCAGCGGCAGCACGAGGUCCCUCUGUACAAUUCGCGGAAGAUAAGCUUCGGACGGUAUUUUUAAAGCUCAUGGAUGAUAAAAUUACUGAAGCAGAUAUUGCGCAACGUAUCGGAACUCUUAUGAAAUACAAAAUUGGACCACAGUGGUUAAUUUACAAUUUAGCAGCUUUGUAUUGGCGAAUUGUUGGUGUACCAGGUGAAGCAGUUACAUGUCUUCUUGCAGCUUUGCAAAUACAACCUGAACGAUACGCAGAUGUUGCACUGGUGCAGUUAGCGCAGGUUGUUAUCCGUUAUGGUACCAGAUAUGACAAUUAUCUGAGCGAUGCUACUGUUCUGUUGAACAAUGCAAUGCGUAUUGACCCGAAUGAGCCCAUAAUACAUUUUUUAAUGGGAAUUGUAAAAAUUCUCGAAAAGAAACAUAUCACCGCAUUAGCACACAUUGGCGCUGCAGUUAUUCUGGAUCCGUUAUUUCAACCAGCUGUUGCUGUGCUUCGUGCAUUGAAAUGUUUCAGUAAAAGUAAACAGAAUAAACAAGGACUGGUUAUCGAACGAAUUCAUUUACGUUGUUGUUCCAAAGAGGAAUUGAAUGUUUAUUGUUUUGGUAUUCUUAGCGAUCGAUGUUUCACGAUAUCCGAGAAAGGUGAAUUUAUGGGAACAACUUGUCCCGUGCACUCUAAAAAGAAAGAAGUGAUCCCAUUGGACUAUGGAGCUGAAGAAAGUUUACGAAAAAUUCAAAAAAUGGCUACUCCUUCAACAGAAAGUUUCUUUCAAAGCGAGAUCCUAUUUACGGAAAGCGCUUCGCCAAAAGAAACAGAAAUGAUUAAUUCGUGGGAGGCUGAUGUACUUGUUGACAAAAUAAUUAUACCAGAGAAAUUACCGCUGCCGUCUAAAGAUCAGAUCACGACUGGUUUCCGAUAUGUAUCACUUCCACCAAAGCGUACGCCAAACAGUAAUUUUUGUGCGAAUAUUAAAAUGAGCUUAGCGAUUCUUCGAGAACAGAGCACGUCAACUUGGCUAUCUGUAACAGCCAAAGGAGUAAAUCUGGAGGAAUUCAUCGAUUUCCGAACACCAGUUAAUUUAAACGAGGAUUUUGAACCUGUUUGUCCAGAAUUGCUGUCACCUUCACCACUUCUUACUCUUGACCAUCUGCCAGCUUAUCAUCUUCGUCAUCAGUUUAUUCAUUACAAACCUGAAAAAGGAUUAACAGAUGCAAAUAAGGGUCGUGUACACUGGUCUUUAUCAACUGCUUCAGCUUUAUAUUGGCGUGUAAAAGGUGAUGCUGUGAAUGCACUGAAGUGUCUCAGGCAAUCGCUGAAUUCAGCUCCACCGGAUAUGAGAGAUGUAGCUUUAGUUAGCAUGGCUAAUAUAUACCAACAAGCGGGGUUGUUGCACAGUGCUUUGAUUGCUGGUGGUUUUGCGUUAAAAAUUUCACCCAAACUUGUUGCUAUACAUUUUACUCUUGCCAAUAUUUAUGCUUCACUAGAAAAAUACCAGCAUGCUUUAAUGUUCUAUUAUUCGACCUUGUCAAUGCAAUCCAAUUUUGAACCAGCGAAAGAACGAAUUCGUACGAUUUACUGCUUUGCUGAAAGUGUCCAGCAAGGAGAUGGAAUAGAGGAUAUGUUGCCUGUUGAAGAUAUAUCAAAUCUCCAAUGCUUGGAUUUCGAGGCUAGCACUAGUGGUGAUUAUGGCGAGCAGUCUUUGAAAGCUCUUAGUUGUGCAACAGUUCGUAAUGGUGAAUGUUACAAUCAGCAGGUUUUUGCGGAGAAUUCGGAGGUUUCGCAGUUUCAAUUACCAUUGUGUAUUUCAAAAGUUAAAGAACGAUAUGAUGGUGUAAGUAUUACCAUUCCAGUUGGUGGCACGUUAUCGCGUGCACCACGAAGCAAAAUUGCGAAACCGAAGUGUGAUGGAAAUGGGUUCAAAUCAACAUUAAGAGAACGAAAUGCUUCAAUGUAUCUUAAUGAGUGGCUUGCUGAUGUUCAUUUUAUUGUUGGCAUUGGCGAAAAUCGUGAACGAAUCCCGGCUCAUUCUUAUGUUUUGGCGAUAGCAUCAGCUCCGUUUAAUGCUAUGUUCAAUGGUGGAUUCGAAAAGAAUGAUGAAAUUGAGUUACCAGAUGUGGAACCGGUCGCUUUCAAAAUUUUACUUAAGUAUUUAUACUGUGACAUCAUUGAAUUGGAUUCCUCAAAUGCUCUUUCUACGUUAUAUGCAGCAAAGAAAUAUAUGAUAACUCACCUGGUGCAUGCAGCCGUUGAUUUCCUUAAUUUUAAUUUGAACGCAGAAAAUGUUUGUUUAUUGCUUGCUCAAAGGCAACUUUUCGAGGAAGAACAAGAACUAAUUGAUAGGUGUUGGAAAUUAGUGGAAGUUGACGCAGAACGAGUUUUAAUGUCGGAUGCCUUCUGCGAUAUUGAUUUCAUAUUGUUUGACGAGAUUUUGUCGCGUGAUGCUCUUCUUACGCGCGAAAAAUUAAUCUAUGAAGCAGCGCUAAAGUGGGCGAAAGCUGAAUGUGGAAGACGGGAUUUACCUGUUUCACAAUCGAAUCUACGGAAUAUGCUAAGCAAAGCUUUGUACCACAUUCGUUUCCCCGCAAUGACGAUUUAUGAAUUUGCCAAUGGCCCAGCGAAAAUGGAUUUGCUUACUUGCCAGGAAAUUAAUGACAUAUUUUUACACUUUGCUGCGGAGGAAAAACCCCAAUUACCAUUCCUCGUAAAUAAACGAAGUGGUGUACAACUAUAUUCAUGUCUUCGAUUUCAAACAGCUUUGGAAGGAACAAAUCAGUGGCGUUAUCGUGGACGAUGUGAUAGUAUUCAAUUUUUAGUUGAUCACCGCAUUUACGUCGCUGGUUAUGGUUUAUAUGGUAGUAGUGAAAAAAAUUCACAAUACAAGGUUAAGAUGGAGUUAAAGAGAGGUGAUGAAAUGAUGGAAAGUAAAAAAGCUGUUCUUUCCUCAACGGGUUGCUCAGAACCUAUUUUGUUACAUUUUGAUCACCCCAUCCAGAUUGAGGCAGAAGUCAAAUAUACAGCGUCGAUUAUCAUGGAAGGCAGAGAUUUGAGCUUUUUCGGUCAGGAAGGUAUGACAGAAGUUGCGGUUACUAUUAAGAAGGAACAGACGGGUGACGAUGAAGAAAAUGACACUGUGAAUUUUUAUUUUACUCCGUCAGCGGACAGUAGAAAUGGCACGGGUGUUCAGGGCGGUCAAAUACCAAUUAUUGCUUUUUAUACAUGA